CCGUGCGCACUGCGCGUCCUGGCCUGUCAGUAGUAGCCAGAUGGAAACGUAGGCAAGUGAAUUUGGUGAGGUCAUGUAUUUUUAAGCCGCACAACGGAAUAAAUCAUCCACAAUCGGCGGCAUAAACGAAUAGUCCGGAACAUUUCGCCGCCGAUCGGACCGCGGGGGGAUCGAUAGUUUGAUUUGAUGACAGAGAGGACAUUUUUGGAUGCACAGAAGGCACUAAUUGAAGAUUUCGCCAUGAACAAAAACAAGAGAGAAAGAGAGUUCUACAGCCUAGAUGUUGGGGAUUCGACGUUCACAGUACUGAAGCGAUACCAGAAUCUAAGACCCAUCGGCUCAGGAGCACAGGGAAUUGUCUGCUCUGCUUACGACCAAAUCCUUGAACGAAAUGUCGCCAUCAAGAAGCUGAGUCGGCCGUUUCAAAAUCAAACCCAUGCCAAGAGGGCGUUCAGAGAGCUAGUCCUAAUGAAAUGUGUCAAUCACAAAAAUAUCAUCGGCCUUUUAAAUGUAUUUACGCCGCAAAAAUCAUUAGAAGAAUUCCAAGAUGUAUACUUGGUAAUGGAGCUGAUGGAUGCCAACCUGUGCCAGGUCAUUCAGAUGGAGCUGGACCACGAGAGGCUGUCGUAUCUGCUCUAUCAGAUGUUGUGUGGUAUCAAACACCUCCACGCUGCCGGCAUCAUUCACAGGGACCUCAAGCCCAGUAACAUAGUUGUCAAGUCAGAUUGCACACUGAAGAUUUUAGACUUCGGCUUGGCUCGGACAGCUGCCACGGGCCUCCUGAUGACGCCGUACGUGGUUACACGCUACUACAGAGCACCAGAGGUUAUCCUGGGAAUGGGCUACCAAGCCAAUGUGGAUGUAUGGUCAGUGGGCUGCAUAGUGGCCGAGAUGAUCAGGGGAAGCGUGUUGUUCCCCGGCACUGAUCACAUUGACCAGUGGAACAAGGUAAUCGAGCAGCUAGGCACUCCAUCUCAGGAUUUUCUAAUGAAGCUGAACCAGUCAGUUAGAACGUAUGUAGAAAACAGACCACGCUACGCUGGCUACAGCUUCGAAAAACUCUUCCCAGAUGUGCUCUUCCCUGCUGACUCAGACCACAACAAACUGAAAGCGAGCCAAGCCAGAGAUCUCCUAUCUAAGAUGUUAGUGAUUGAUGCCUCUAAGCGCAUCUCUGUAGACGAGGCCCUGCAGCACCCCUACAUUAACGUUUGGUACGACCCAGCUGAAGUGGAAGCGCCCCCUCCAAAGAUCCUGGACAAACAGCUGGAUGAGAGGGAGCAUACCGUGGAAGAGUGGAAAGGGCUUAUUUAUAAGGAAGUGAGUGAAUGGGAGGAGUGGACAAGAAAUGGAGUGAUAAGAGGCCAGCCGCCUCCUUUAGGUGCAGCAGUGAUUGACAGCCCCCCUCAGCCCACGUCCUCCUCCUCUUCGGCCAACGAUGUCUCGUCCAUGUCCACAGAGCCCACUGACCCGAGCAGUGACCCCACCAUGACCUCUGAAACAGAUAGCAGCUUGGACAGCCACGCUUCUCUGGGUGCGCUGGCCUGCUGCAGAUAACGCACACAUACAACACACACACACACACACACACACACACACACACUGGCACACAAAAAACAAACCUUCCCUCAUCAGUGUGUGUGAUGGGAAAGGCCAACGGAACUUCUCAUGUUAGUUUGUAGAGCCGCGCUUUUAAUGUACAGUUUGUUUUUAUUCCCCCUCCCCCUCUUUUGCUGUAAAUGAUUGUGGUUUGAAAGUGUAUCAUUAUUACUGUAUUUUUGCUGGAAAGAAUCAGAGUAUGUUUUGAUGUGAAUCUGUGAUGUAUGUUAUGAAAGAGAGGGAUCUGAGUGUACUUUACACAUUGCUGUUUUUUUAGCUACUGCUACACAGUCGACUACCACACUGUUAGCACUGCAAAAUUAUGUUGAGUAUAUUUUUGAAUUGUUUAUUUGGCAUUUUUUGUAUUGUUUUUGGGACAUUUGAAUGAAUCACCAACUAUCUUUUUAAUAGUAGACUAUAGCGCACUUCAUCUUGGAUCCGGUUACAGAUGAUUUUAUUUUGAUAUCCUCAUCUUUCUUGUAGAAAGCGUCCCUUGGUGUAUCCAAUUUUUUAAAUAUAUUUCACCUCUGAUAGUGUGCAUCUUGACAAGCAGUCAGAUUGCCCUGACACUGAAUUUCUUUAUAGCAUACUGUAAACUGACUGUAUUUUAACUUUGGUUACUUAGAUGUAAUUUCUAGGCAAUGGUCUGUUGGAUGAGGAAGAACAGGGUGAAUGUAAGAGAAUCGAGAUGUGAGGAGCUAGUGAUUCCUGUUAGCGCUGUAACAAUUUAAUAUAGGCCACUCCACUGGCUAGAAUGAGUUCUGUAUGUGGGGACUGUCACCAGAGACUAACUCAAAAUUAGUCACCUUACCCUUUUGGCAGGUUCUCUCAGACGUUAUUCACAGCUGUCUGAUAUUUAACAUAUUUAAUUUAAGUGCCCUUACUCAGUUCAGUGAUUUUCUCCGUUGCAGAUGCUCCUGUCUCCUGUGGUGCGUCUUUCUGAGUUCUACCUCACACAUGCACAUACACACAAACACACGUUUUUUGAAGUUAUCAUGGCACACGUUAUUCGAAAGAAAUGAGAAAAGAAGAUCCUUUUUUUGUCUGUAUUUGCGUUAUUUAUUUAUUUAUUUAUUUCAAGCUAGGAGGCGUCUAUUGUAUGUAAUGUACAUUUCAUUCAGAAGUACUAUUUAUAUGCAUUUUGUUUCAUUUUUUUUUUGUUUUCUGUGCAAUAUAAUUCAUAGAUUAGUAUAGUCAGUGAUUGAUCUGUACAUUUUACUGUAGAUGUUUGUAUGUUUUCUGAGAGUCAGGAAACAGGCAUUUGCAGCCUGCCAUGGUAACCUUUGGAUGUAUUUGAUGGCUCCAAUUCCCAACCUGUCUUUUUGCCCUUUUCAUGGUUGGGCACUCCAGGCAGUAACCCCCCCUAGCAUCAGCUCCCAGAAUGCACUUUGGGGAUUGUGACGCAUGUCUUGACCCUAUCUGGGCCACACCUCGAUUGACUGUUGUGGCUUCCUCUUUUAGUCAUUUUCCUCUCCUCCCAUCUCCUCAGAAAUAGAAACGAUAGAAUAGAUGACGCAUGAGUUUUCUCUGAGCACAUCUGGUUUUAGUGCAGGUACAUUUAGAGGAAAGACAGGACAGCCAUUCAGCACUUCUGGGACAAUGCUGCAGUCUUCUGGAUGGUUUGACCGCAAACACUGACAGCAAAGAGUUAACCCGUUGAGGUGGGAUUUCAUCAGGCCAGUUGUGUGAAGUUUAUCGUUUGAAUCUGAAAUUGCCUCACUAACAGACCAAUUAUAUACAUCAGAAAUGGAAACUGUCUACCUUCAACUCUAGUAAAUAAAUGAGUUGAAUUUUAAUGUUGCACAUUGUUUUCUUUUCUUCUGUUAAGUCAAUAUUUUCUUUCAUGACUAUGACUUCUAUAGAGAACCCCAGGGAUGACAUUUUUCUGUAGGCCGAUGUUGAGGUAAGCAUUACCCUGGUUCCCUCAUCAAAAAGCUGAGGGGAUUUUCCCAUUGGAUUUUGGCUCAUUGCAGAAAAUAAGCUUU
Molecule: messenger RNA, 3581 nt
Organism: Plectropomus leopardus (leopard coralgrouper)
Lineage: Eukaryota; Metazoa; Chordata; Actinopteri; Perciformes; Serranidae
Source: RefSeq, a predicted model, not a curated record